This is a messenger RNA of Nematostella vectensis (starlet sea anemone), 2255 nucleotides long. RefSeq lists its product as uncharacterized. Bases 16 to 2163 code for a protein of 715 amino acids. The record is from RefSeq and is a predicted model, not a curated record. Gene Ontology annotation, molecular function: protein binding. NCBI's taxonomy places the organism in Eukaryota, Metazoa, Cnidaria, Anthozoa, Actiniaria, Edwardsiidae. The transcript has 14 exons.
CAAUAGCGAGUAAUAAUGUUAUCCGGGGAGCCACGGGAUUUCGCAAGUGUAAAGAUCGCUGUGACCAAAGAGUAUAAAAAGGCACAUGAGACAGCAAAUGUUACCUUUUCCGGCGAGCACUCACCGUUGAUUCAGGUUUCUUCGAAGAUGAAGGUUUUUCUCACCGUGUUGCUUGGCGCAAGCUUGGCCUCCCUCGGUCAAGGAAUGUUGUUUGGGAGGGGCACGUUCCUCGUCAGCUCGCCCAGUGACUUCCUGUGUAAAACCAUUCCGUUCUCGACUCCAUUUGCGACGGAUAGCGUGCACGUGCAAAUCACUCUUCACAUGGACGAACAAUCGGGACCAACUUACGAAGCAGCGGUUAACUGGGUAGAGCAAGUCUGCCGAGAGGGAUUCACCACUUGCGUGUCCGCAUCCGGUCCGAUUUCUGGCAACCGGACAGUCACGGUCCAGUGGCUUGCAUAUACGAGUAUCCCGGACAAUAAAGGACUGCAUUCGACUGUGUCCAUCGAUAGAUGGACUGCUGGCACCAAAUGCACAGCUGUUGACUUUGUAGCUAUGAGUAAGUCCUUCCCGUCCGCACCGUAUGUUUUCGUCACUGCUGUUCACGACUCCCAGCAAAAGAAACACGAUAGCGCCAUUGUCUGGGCCGAGGAUGUCACUUCAUUCGGCUUCCAAAUUUGUCUUCGUGAGUUGAAAAACUACGACGGAGUACAUGAAUUUGUGAAAGCAGCGUGGCUUGCCCUAGAGGAAGUCCCCACCGGAUGGGACAUCCCGUACGAGCGCGUAGUCACCCUACCAAACCUGAGUCCACCAAAAUCUACUGAGUACUACAGUUACUGCCAAACAGUGAGCUUUGCCAAGCCGUUCUAUCAGAAACCCGUGAUGAUCACAACUUCAAAGCAUUACAGUGACCCCUCUGAUCCGAAAGCCAUCCACCCGAAAAAUAACGCCAUCACAGAAUGGGUCGAGAACAUUACCGUAAACAACUUCAAGGUCUGCAUGAAAGAUAUUCAGCCAUAUGGAGGCCACCACGACCCCGUCUCGAUCAGCUAUCUAGCUGUAGGCUACCUGAAUCCUUGUGAAAACAUGCAAUGCACCCACUACGCCACGUGUAAGGCUUAUGGACCAAAGGACGCGCGCUGUGAAUGCGCUGAAUCCUGUCCUACCUACGACGAUGAGCGGUGCGGUAGCGAUGGCGUCACUUACAAAAACGAUUGCUUGUACAAAACGUACAUCUGCGAGAGUCGUUUGAAUGUGACUAUUGUGCAUCUUGGGGCUUGUCAACGUGAGUAUCCAACUGACUUAGUAAUUACUUCAUCCUGCACCCUGGAUCUCAGCACUUCAGACGUCAAAUGUGAGCUUGUCACGUUCUCCCCGAAGAACUUUGCGAAAGACCGAUUAGUGUACGUGCAAGCUUCUAUCAAUUACUACAACACCCCAGACCAGACUUUCGUCCACGACGCCGCCGUAACCUGGGCAGAGAACAUAAACAUUUACAAUUUCACUUUGUGCGGUCUAAAGGCCGGUUGCAAUGACCGCGCGACCCCGGACAACGGCGCGACAUACGUGGAUUACAUUGCUUACCAGGGGACCCCUGUGGGUGCUGUGGUGGGAGAAAUUACUUUGGCUGAAUGGUGGCAAGAGACCAAGUGUCAAGACGUUCCUCUACCAAGCGACAAGUUCUCAACAACCCCUACUGUGCUUGUGACGUCAGAGCACAUGGUAGUCGGCCAGAAACAUGACGCUGCAACAAUCUGGGUGGAGAACCCGUCAAAUACAUCCAUUACAGUCUGCCUCCGAGAAAUGCAGAACUUCGAUGGACUUCACAAAGAAAUCAACGUCAACUGGAUAGCUGCAUCUUCACUACCCGCAGAGAUGAAUAGUGAGCUGAAAACGCUGUUUUUCCCGAAUACCAACCUUCCCUUACCAGCUGAUAACUUCGCGUACUGCCAGGAUGUCGCGCUGUCAAACUACACCAGUGUCCCCAAUGUCAUCGUUUCGGCCGUCCAUAAGCAGUCGUUUGGAUCGACCAUUCCAGAAUACAACAGCAUUUCCGUAUGGGUGGAGUAUAUCACAAUUUUUAAGUUUCGUGUCUGCAUCAAGGAAUUGCACACACCCAAUGGCUACGAUUCGGUCUUCGUGUCGGCUAUUGUGAUGGCCUGAAAGAAUUACAAUACAGAAAAGAAUGCCUAUUUAUUGAUGAAAGAUUAUUAUAUUGCUAAAUUUAUAUCGAAAUAAAAGUAUUUGCAUUGUUA